Messenger RNA from Molossus molossus (Pallas's mastiff bat), 492 nucleotides. It is a transcript of the gene RPL10L, whose product is annotated as ribosomal protein L10 like. The record is from RefSeq and is a predicted model, not a curated record. NCBI's taxonomy places the organism in Eukaryota, Metazoa, Chordata, Mammalia, Chiroptera, Molossidae. Gene Ontology annotation, molecular function: structural constituent of ribosome. Gene Ontology annotation, cellular component: cytosolic large ribosomal subunit; ribosome. Gene Ontology annotation, biological process: ribosomal large subunit assembly; translation.
AUGCGUGGUGUGGAGCUGGCUGCGAAGGUUCCUGGCGCCGCCGUCCCGCGCUGUCGCCGGUAUUGGAACCAGCCGUAUCCGGAGUUUCGCUGUUGCCGAGGUGUCCCUGAUGCCAAGAUCCGCGUCUUUGACCUGCAUCGGAAAACAGCAGUGGAUGAGUUCCCUCUCUGUGGCCACACGGUGUCUGAUGAGUCUGAGCGGUGCUCUUCCGAAGCCCUGGAACACAUGGUGAGAAGUUGGGGCAAAGAUGGCUUUCACGUGGCGGUGCAGCUCCAUCUCCAUGUCAUCCGCAUCGACAGGAGGCUGUCCUGUGCUGGGCUUCAGACAGGCCUGCGAGGGGCCUCUGGAAAGCCUCAGGGUAGGGCCGUUGGUCAAGUCAUCAUGCCCAUCCGCACCCAGGCUCAGAACAAGGAACGUGGGCUGGUGCUUCCCAGGGCCAGGUUCAAGUUCCCUGGCCACCAGGAGAGUAUCUCCAAGAAGUGGGGCAUGUAG